Suillus discolor is the source of this 1342-nucleotide messenger RNA. RefSeq lists its product as uncharacterized. The record is from RefSeq and is a predicted model, not a curated record. Gene Ontology annotation, cellular component: SAGA complex; DUBm complex. Bases 79 to 1143 code for a protein of 354 amino acids. The transcript is spliced from 11 exons. Gene Ontology annotation, molecular function: transcription coactivator activity. NCBI's taxonomy places the organism in Eukaryota, Fungi, Basidiomycota, Agaricomycetes, Boletales, Suillaceae. Gene Ontology annotation, biological process: regulation of transcription by RNA polymerase II; positive regulation of DNA-templated transcription.
GCCAAGUACUACUUAACGGUGAACAACCCUAGCAGCUUACAGUACUUCUCGAAGCGUAGUCUCUGGCACGUAUCAGUCAUGUCAAAGACAGAACGCGAAGAUGCUAUAUCAGCCAUUACAUCCAAGAUCUUCUCAGCCAUGCUGGAUGACCUGGCAAUGGAUGCGGCACUACAGGCGCACCACCAGCUUCUGCGCAGUAGAGCGGUUUGUUGCAUAUGUCACACACGGUGUGGCUUAGUUCAUCCAAAUGGGGCCCAGACUGUAACAUCAUCUAUCCUUCACGGCGAUGUCGGAGGAAAGACGACUUCAAGUACUGGAACCAACACUCCGAACGGAAGUAAAUCCGACGGCAACAUUUUGUUUGAAUGCAUGGUCUGCAAGCGUCAAAUCGCUUCUAAUAGAUUUGCCCCACACCUCAGCGCUUGUAUGGGGACAGGGACCGGAAGCAGGCGUGCGGCUCCUCGUGGAACAAAUCUUAAAGCAAAAAUUCCCAUCGAACCUGGCCGGUCAGCGUCUCCAUACCCAGGUUCAGAGAAUGGCAAUGUUUCAGAUGAUAACUCGAACGGUAAGGGCAAGGCAAAGAACAAAGGAAAGCGAGCAGAUGAUACAGACUUCCAUCUGAAGCGAAAACGACCCAUAUCGCCUCAGACAUCACCAACGAAAAAACCCACGAAGAAACUCAAAACAGCAGGGUCACCGGUGUCUCGCCUUAAAGCAGACCCUGACAGCAGCGGCACAAUUCCAAGCAACACUCUUCAAGUGCCUUCGUCGUCUUCCCAAUCCAAAGUCCCGUCGAAACUUCGUUCCUCGUCUACUGCUUCUUUCCUUGAACGUGAACGUGAUCGCUCUUCUACCCCAGGUUCUCAAUCAUCUGUUGGCACGCCCAUUGCGUCAACGUCGUCCGCAAUAUCAGCGAGGAGCGUUGCAGGUACAGGUCCGCCGAGACGUGGGCGUCCCAAGGGUAGUAAGACAGGGACAGGCAGGGGUGCGUUGGCUGCCCAGCAGAAGCGCCCGAGUCCCCCAAGACCAUUACUUCCCCCGCCACCGCCACCGCCACCAGCGCCUGCUGUGAGAAUUGAACAAGACUAUCUUGUCGACGUCGAAGGAGACGAGACUGGGUCGUCGACCGACACAGACGGCUGAUCGCCACUUUUUUCGGUCUCGCCAUUUGCUGCGCGUGCGAACACUUCCUAUCUAUUGCUGCUCACACAUGGAUCUGUCCAGUCAUGCUGUGUGCCAUGUUUAUGAAAGCAAGGUCAUGAUACCCUACUAAUCUGUAAUACUCUCCGCUGACAAUGUUGUUGUUACAUAUGUUAUGUGUUAUAUGUUAUAUAAGAUGUGG